Molecule: messenger RNA, 414 nt
Organism: Aspergillus versicolor CBS 583.65
Lineage: Eukaryota; Fungi; Ascomycota; Eurotiomycetes; Eurotiales; Aspergillaceae
Exons: 1
Coding region: 1-414 (137 amino acids)
Source: RefSeq, a predicted model, not a curated record
AUGAACCAAACCACAGACACUGAUUACAAUGAAGCAUACAUUCAAGUCACCACUUCUGUUGCUGGUCAGCUUCCUAUAGAGAUACUUCGACUGGUCCUCUACCAGCUGGUAGAAUGCGACCCGCCAACAGAUCCGAAUUUCUUCGGAAAUGUCCCCCAUCAGCUAUGCGUUGUCAACCGGCACUGGAACCGAGCAUACACGCCAUUCCUAUACGCUCACUACAGGCUCCACAGUAAAGAAACCCAGAUUAAGGGCCUCUGGGGCUUCCUUCGAACUCUGUACAAUAAUCCCGAGAUUGCAAAGCAUGUGCGAUUUCUUGUUUUGACAGACGAGAACCCAAACUUGGUUGCUCCACAUAUCUACGAUGACGUUUACGAGGAGCUUACCACUUUGUCUGAAGAAAAUCUCUCCUAG